Rhincodon typus (whale shark) is the source of this 1382-nucleotide messenger RNA. It is a transcript of the gene slc15a5, whose product is annotated as solute carrier family 15 member 5. Gene Ontology annotation, molecular function: transmembrane transporter activity. Bases 1 to 1338 code for a protein of 445 amino acids. The transcript has 7 exons. Gene Ontology annotation, cellular component: membrane. NCBI's taxonomy places the organism in Eukaryota, Metazoa, Chordata, Chondrichthyes, Orectolobiformes, Rhincodontidae. The record is from RefSeq and is a predicted model, not a curated record. Gene Ontology annotation, biological process: transmembrane transport.
AUGUCAGUGCUGGGAUUGAAAAAUAUGCCAGAAACCAUUGGGUUUAACCCGACUAAGCGAAGGAGUGGGAAAGUGAGAAGCUUUAAUCGGGAGCAGAAUGCAGGAGCACGCUAUUCGAGGAAGAAACUGCAGAUCGUGAUCUGCCUGCUUUCAAUGGAGCUGUGCGAACGCUUUACUUACUUUGGGAUAGUGUGCAACAUGAUUCUAUAUUGCACUCUGAAACUGGGCUACAAGAACUACCAGGCUGCCAUUAUCAACCUGUGUUUUGUUGGAGCAAGCACCUUGACUCCUGUGCUGGUGGGAUGGUUUGCAGAGUCUUGCAUGGGGAGAACCAAAGUGGUUUACAUCUGUGCACUCCUUCACUUUAUAGGUACAAUGAUGCUGCCUGUCGUUGCAUUCCCCUUUGAGGAUUUCUACAUUGAUACUCACCAUAACAUAGAUGCUCUUGAUAAGGGGGAGCAGACUGUGCUGUUUUUUAUUGGCCUCCUGUCAGCAUCUUUGGGCUCAGGAGGAAUCCGGGCUGUUGUUUGUCCAUUCAGUGCCUACCGGCUACAGGAGUACGAUCAAAGCCAACUUCUAACAUUCUUCAACUGGUUUCACUGGUUUGUGAACUUGAACUCUGCAGUUGUCUUUGUGGGCAUUGCCUACAUUCAACAAUCUAUUGCGAAAAACCUGGGCUUCCUUAUUCCUUUUGCAUCCAUACUGAUGACCCUUCUUACUAUUCACAUGGUGCAGAACAGACUUAUAUAUCAACCCAAGUCAGUUAUAGGUCACCUGUGUGCAGUCUUGUCUGUAGUGGUCGCUGGGAUAUCAGAGAUGAGCAGGAGAAACUUUCUGCAGGUGGAACAGACUCUGUCUGGAAAGGUGCUCCUUGUGUCUUCAAUGCCUUGCUUUCAUCUUGCUCCUCAGUACCUCUUGCUCGGAAUCUCUGAGGCAUUGGUCACACCUGCUUGUAAGCUGAUUACAUUCAGACUGUCUCCAAAGAGCAUUCGAGGCAUUGCAAUGCAGUUCAUGACACUCUUCAAUAGUGCAGGCUGCUUUGUGGGAGCGAUGAUUAUUCAAACUACCCACCAAGUAUCUGGAGGUAAUUGGUUUCCAAAUAAUCUGAAUGUUGGGAAUUUGGACACAUUCUUUUUUCUCCUGGCUGCGUUCAUGCUUCUGAAUAUUCUGGGAUUAUGGCGAAUUUCUCACAGAUACAGAGACCUUCAACAGGAAAAUGACCAAUAUGUUAAAGGAGUUCUUCUGGAAAAGCUAAUGGAGCACGAAAAGUCUCUGAAAUUCUAUGACAGUGUUGUGGAUUGGCCCACCUUCUCCUAUCCCAGGGAGAUCAUACUAUGAGAACAAAUUCAAAGGGGGGUAGUGCUGGCAUUACCUGCAAACAA